Molecule: messenger RNA, 492 nt
Organism: Malassezia japonica
Lineage: Eukaryota; Fungi; Basidiomycota; Malasseziomycetes; Malasseziales; Malasseziaceae
Exons: 1
Source: RefSeq, a predicted model, not a curated record
AUGGCUGCGCCUAUUGAGGAACGCUCGAAUGAAGUGAAAUGCAAGGAUCUGUACCAGGGUAAACUUGAGCUCAAUAUGCACAGGCCGGACAAGUCGAUUGGUGUGGUACAGAGCAAGAAGCCGGUUAAGCCGUACGGAGAAUCGAUGUUGUUGUUUGAUGAAGAGUCGAAGGACUUCCCUGUGGUGAAGUUUAUGGAGUGCAACCUGAAGGGCAAAGAUGAAGGAUACACUGAUUCUAAUACUCAGUUUGGGCGUGUUGAACUUGUCGAUAAUAAGGGAAUGUGCAUUGAGCAUCUGCCGACAGACGACCCGAAGCUGGUGGCGCUUGGUGUGCAGAAGUGCGACUACGAGAAUCUGAAUAACAAGAGUGAUAAGCAGGCAUUCAGGUCGUAUUUGGAAGAUAAAUUCUCUUCGUCAACCCUGGGCGUCAUGGAAAAGGAUGGAAAGACCUUUCACUCUCAGUGGCGCUACAAGAAGGAGGGCAAUAAGUUU